ACCAAAUCAAUCGAUCCUGCACCGCUCGUGUGGGUCCAGGACGCGCCGAGAGCAGCAUGACAGACACACUUGACAGGCCAGAGACACUGGACCAUGGCAAAAGCCGCCCUAGCGCCGAAUCGGGAAGAAACCUUGGGCCAUCCUCCGUCAUCACCUCCGUCACCUCAUCAAUUCAUUUUCUCAUCGUCACUGCUCGAAAACAAAACAGGAAAAAAAAAGGUGCCCCGUCGUCGAUUGAAAUCCCCUCCCCCCUCCCCUGCGCACGCAGGGAGCCGCAAUCGAGCACUCCGGAGCGAGGUCCUCUGCCUCAUCCAGCAUGCGCAUGGAACCUAUGCGCCUGCUCAAUCGACGACGAUAAUCAACCGUCGCCCUCCAAUCCUGCCGCGGACUCGGGCCAGACUUAGCCAGGCGACGAGGCAGUAAGCAUCGAGUCGCCCGCCAUGGACACGAGGGCAUCCGACGAGAACACGCCGCUGCUGCCGACCGCCACGCUCGCGCCAACGCCCUCGGCCGAUGGCCGCCCGCGACAGCCCCGGACCGUCACCUUCAGCGCGGACCCCGUGACGAGGACGUUUGAGCCCGGCUCGCAGCUCGCCCACUCGGACCGAACCCAACAUGCCGCGCCCGCCGGCAGCGGUGCCACUGCCAGCGGCUCAAGCACCAGCGCUGCAGGGCCUCCCGUGCUUGCCGCGCUGAACAGCAAGCUGCGCCGCCGUAACAGCCACAGCGCUGUCCCGGGCGUGCUGCAGCACCCCGUCGGUGCCAAGAUUGGCCCGCAGAGGAGCACCAAGAAGACGGAGAAGCUGAAGCUGCUCCCCAACCCAGACAUCGAGGAUGGCGAGGACGAGGAGAGCGGUCGCGACGUCUACUCGCAGUACACGCGCAUCAAGGACCCUACGGCCAGGAGAGACGCCGCCCGCCUCGGCAAGGGGGAUCGCACUCGCCUGCCCCGUGUCACGGCCUAUUGCACUGCCAACCGCUACGAGAUGGAGAGCCUCAUGCGCUUCCUCAAGGGCCGCGGAAAGACGCGCGGCGCCAACCCCAAGCUCAUCGAUGAAUGCAUCUACACCCCCUACGCGUACGGUGCCGCCAAGAGGGACAAUCCCGUGCGAAACUAUGAGCGACGGCACUCGACCGGUGGGGAGACGUUUGAAGCCGAAGAGGUGCGCACGAGCCUGCAGCAUGAUGCCAGACACGAUUCGGGAUACGGCGACGAGUUCUCGGGCGGCGGCAACAGCAACGACGCCGACGUCGGCCAGCUCAACAGCGACGAGCUGCUUGGCCCCAGCGUCACCGACGACAUGCCCGUCGCCGAAGGCAUCCCCGACUUUGAUACCCAAGUGCACACGCCCGAGGUGUUCUUGUUCGACUACGGCGUUGUCGUCAUAUGGGGAAUGACGGAGGCACAGGAGGCACGGUUCCUCAAGGACAUUGCCAAGUUUGAGCUCGAGAAGCUGGCGCCCGACGACGUCGAGACGGAGCAUUUCAACUUUUACUACACACGCGAGUACCAAGCCCGGAUAUACAACGACUUCAUCACGCUGCGUGAUAGGAACAAUUACAUGACGAAGCUGGCUAUAUCGCACGCCCUCGCACAGAGUGUCAAGACGUCGUUGUUCGAAGAGCUCAUCGCGUCGACCAUCGACACGUGCAAGGACAUUCCGACGCAGAUCGCGCUGACGGGCAAAAUCAACCUCAGCCGCUCGCAAAUCAACAUGCAGAUUGGCGAGCUCUUCAUCCUCCGCAUCAACAUCCACCUCAACGGCUCCGUGCUCGACACGCCGGAGCUGUUCUGGGUCGAGCCGCAGCUGGAGCCGGUCUACCAGGCCGUGCGCAGCUACCUCGAGAUGGACCAGCGUGUAGGCCUGCUGACGGAGCGGCUGGAUGUGAUUGCCGACCUGCUGGCCGUGCUCAAAGACCAGUUGAGUCACGGUCAUGGGGAGAAGCUCGAGUGGAUCGUAAUCGUGUUGAUUGCCAUGGAGAUUGUGGUUGCUGCCGUCAAUAUCGUGGUGGAUCUUUACGCCGGCGAAGGCUAGCGGUGACUUAAUUGGUAACACCUUGCAAAAGGUGAGGGCGUCUGGCGCAGGCACAACAUACCUUAUUCUGAUACCGGAACACAUCGUUUGUACAUGGGACCGCCGGGGUUGGAUAAGGACGCAUAUAACAGUGCAGAUACAGAGAGGCUCGUGGCCUAAAGUGUACAUUUAUAGAGGAGAGGAUUUCGACGCUUGCUACGCGCUCGUACGCUGCUCAUUUACACAGUUUCGCGGAACAAGAUGGUAUGCCUUGACGAAAGACAACGGUCCAUGGGCAUCAUCAUACGGCCAUAGGCGCGACGUCCUCCAGCCGCCCAUCGAGAGCCCCCAAGACAGCCAGCGCCGGCCGGCGAAGGGUCAUGCAGCCACACAUCAACUAGACAUAGUUGCAGCGGACGCCAUUUGCAUUGGAGCCACAGUCGGUGCGAUAGGCGCCGUCAAUCUCGACGUUGACAAUGCUGGCGCCCUGGGGGGUGACGUUGCCGUUCGGCCCCGAGGCGACGGCGUCGAGGAACUCGACGGAGCCAAAGUCGACAAAAGGGACGUGGUUGCCGUUGUAGUCGCUGCCAAAGUCCUCGACCACCCACUCGGCGUCGGAGGCGCAGAGCGCACGUCCCUCGCCCUGGAAGACGUGCGACUGGGCCUGGCCGUUGGAGAGGUUCUCGAUGGUGACGUUGCCCGACGUCGACGACGAGGCGAAGACGGACAAGCGGAGGCGGUCGCCGGCGCGGAGGUCGAUGGGCGUGUCGUAGUAGGCGCUGGCGUCGGGCCACCACUCGUACCACGUCGCGAGCGAGCCGUCGCCGUACAGGUUGACGCCCGUCUGCAGGAUGGCGUUUUGGCAGCUCCAGCCGUCGAUGCCCACCCACGCCGACGCCGCCGCCGAGGGGGACUGCCCGCCGACGCGUGGGAUGGUGACGGUGCCCGUCACGUAGUGCCACCCUUGGCCCUGCUGCACGGCGCCGCCCCAGGCGUUUUGCACCGUCUGCCGCGGGCGGAGGCGCGGCGCGGACGUGUCGUCGUGGGACGGGGCCCCGGAGACGGGGACGAAGGCGGCGGUGGCGAGAGCACCGAGGAGGACGAGGACCGAAGGCUUCUUCUGCCUCAUGGUGGUGGUGGUGUUGACGGAACGUUGGGAAGCGAGUCUACAAAGAUGACGAUGGCAACUCUGUGACGAGAAGGGGACUGCAGCCAGCCUUGUGUUUGGCAUGAACUCUUUCCCGCACCUUUUGCCAUAUCCUGCUCAGCGUUUGCCGACUUUAUAGUCCGUUCAUACGUAGCUCACGAGGGCUCUCAAGGACUCGAGGUCAGUCCUCACGUCCAAGCCACGACACACGCACGAGUGGUCUUCUCUGCCACUGCAAGCCAAAGCGUCGGACGAAGAGCAAGCCAUGCCAGAUAUUGCAGGUGCUCGUCACCGUUCCGACUAGCUCGCUGCGCGAGGGGGCAUCGCGGCUAUGCCGACGGCCCGUGGAGGCAGCGCUAAAGACCAAGACCAGGACGUCGGCGGUCGUCGAGCAUAGGCGCCCCUAUAUUACCCCGUCGAGAUCAAUCGCCGGCCAUCACCAUGCUCAUUCCAACUUGCGAUGGACUCUGCCAUAAUGGGGUGGGGGGGGACUUUGACCUGCUCGAUGCAGAAAGAUCCUCGCCGCCGGCCACGACGGACGUGGCAGUCAUUCGCACUACGUUAGUGGUUGUAGUAGCAGCAGUAGUAAUAGAUCU
This is a messenger RNA of Purpureocillium takamizusanense, 3758 nucleotides long. RefSeq names its product sporulation protein rmd1 (gene RMD1). The record is from RefSeq and is a predicted model, not a curated record. Bases 441 to 2036 code for a protein of 531 amino acids. NCBI's taxonomy places the organism in Eukaryota, Fungi, Ascomycota, Sordariomycetes, Hypocreales, Ophiocordycipitaceae. The transcript is spliced from 3 exons.